Molecule: messenger RNA, 5487 nt
Organism: Nicotiana attenuata
Lineage: Eukaryota; Viridiplantae; Streptophyta; Magnoliopsida; Solanales; Solanaceae
Product: formin-like protein 18
Exons: 19
Coding region: 160-3966 (1268 amino acids)
Source: RefSeq, a predicted model, not a curated record
GAAUACGUUUUUCUCCUCGUCAACUAAAUAAAUUUUCUGUUCACAUGCACAGAGAAACUUGACAGAAAUUAUAUAAACCAUCUAAAUUAAAGUAUAUAACAUAAAGUUUUAUUAAUUGAAAGGAAUUAAAAAGCUCAGUUCUUCAAAAAAAAUUAAUAUAUGGCAUUGUUUCGGAAAUUGUUCUAUCGGAAGCCACCUGAUGGACUGCUGGAGAUUUGCGACAGAGUUUACGUAUUUGAUAGGUGUUUCACUACUGAUGUUUGGGAAGAAAAAAACUACAAAGGCUAUGUAGCAGGUAUAAUUAGCCAACUCCAGAAUCAUUACCCUGAUGUGUCAAUUUUGGCUUUCAAUUUUUUGGAGGGCGAGUCUCAAAGCCUGAUCGCGAAAGAUCUAUCAGAGCAUGACGUGACCAUAAUGGACUAUCCUCGACACUAUGAAGGAUGCCCUUUGCUCACUAUGGAGAUGAUAAACCAUUUUCUUAGAUCCAGUGAAAGUUGGCUCUCCCUUGGGCAACAAAAUGUGCUCCUAAUGCACUGUGAAUGGGGUGGUUGGCCAGUUUUGGCAUUUAUGUUGGCUGCAUUAUUGAUAUAUAGACAACAUUUCACCGGGGAACAGAAGACCUUAGACAUGAUUUAUAAGCAGGCUCCUCGCGAGCUUUUGUACUUGUUGCAACCACUGAAUCCAAUUCCUUCUCAGCUAAGAUAUUUACAGUAUGUAGCAAAGAGAAACAUAAACACGCAAUGGCCUCCAUUGGAUAGAGCACUCACUUUGGAUUGCGUCAUUAUUAGGAAAAUACCUAACUUUGAUGGUGAGGGUGAUUGCCGGCCCAUACUUCGUAUUUAUGGACAGGAUCCAUUAAUAGUUGCUAAUCGAUCUCCGAAAAUCUUGUUCUCAACACCAAAGAAAAAUAAUGUUGUCCAUCACUACAAGCAGGUAGAAUGUGAAUUAGUUAAGAUUGAUAUCAAUUGCCAUAUACAAGGUGAUGUAGUCUUGGAAUGUAUUAGCUUGAACGAUGACCGGGAAAAGAUGAUGUUUCGGACGAUGUUUAACACAUCUUUUAUUAAGUCAAACAUUCUGAUACUUAAAAGAGAUCAAAUUGACACAUUGUGGGAUGCUAAGGAUCAAUUUUCAAAAGACUUCAGAGCAGAGGUUCUUUUUUCAGAGAUGGAUGCUGUUGCUUCCAUAGAUCCUGUGGAGGACAGUGCAGAUUGGCUGAAUCAAAAGGGUGAUGCUGUUGGCAAUACGCUUCAACAAAUAGCUGCGUCAAAUUUGAUCGCGGAAAGAUUGGAAUCUUCGUCCGAGAAUACGGACACUAGCUUGCUCAUUGAUCAAGCUGCUUUAGAGAAGCCUCAGGAGAGGCAAAGAGCUGCAGCAUUAGAAAAUAUUUCUAAGGGCUUGAGACAGUCUACUUUGGAGCAGCAUGUUGGGUCAUUCUCUGAUCCGUCGUCUGAAGAAUACCAUGGCAACAAACAAAAAGCUGAGCUUCAGCUUGUUGAAACCAAAGCAUCACCAGUGUCACCUCAUGAUGUCACAACAGUGGAACAUCCUUCAUUUCAUGGACAAGAAUGUGGUAAGCUGAAAAAAGUUUCUUCUCUACCUGAAAACAAGAACCGACCACUCAUGACGGAUGUUCUCACUUCACCCCCUCCACCUUCACCAGCAAAGGAUCAAGAUAUUGUCACUGGAAAGCCUCUAUCUCCUUCUCCAAUGCCACCAACACUACUCACUCCUCCAAAGGAUAAAUUAGUCAUUGGAACUGUACCUUCUCCAUCACAGCCUACUACGCCCAGAAACCAAAGUCCUAAUACUGUAUAUUUGAAAGAUGAUAGAACUACAGUAUCUCAACCUGACACAUCUCGGCUUCCUCUUGAGAUACUUUCAAGUCCAUGUGAGAAUGACAAAAUUUCCAAAAUGGAACCUUCUCUGCGUACUUGCCCGUCUGAAAGUUCUCCUUAUCCCCAAAUGCUUAUCCCAAGUUUUUCUUCUCCAUCAGCCUCCAUACCCAAUGUCAAACCUCUAGAAGAAAAGUUGGGUAGAGAGUGUGGGCCGUUGCCGUCGCCACCACCUCUACCACAUUCAACCUCUGUAUUGGAGGAGAAUUCUGCUUCUGUUAGUGGACCUCCUCAAACUCCAGCACCUCUUACACCACCUUUGAAAAAAAAUUCAACUUCCAUUGGAGAGCCAUCACCACCACCACCGCCAGCGCCUCCUCCUCCUCCUCCUCCUCCUCCUCCUUUACAUACAACCCCUGUGUUGAAUGAGAAUUUCUCCUCAAUAAGUGGACAACCUCAACCUCCACCUCCACCUACCCCGCCCCAGAAGGAAAGAUUAGUGUCCAAAGGUGGAAUGCUACCUCCUCCACCUCCACCGCUUCCUGGGCAGUCUGUGAAGGAGAAUUCUUCUUUAACUGGUGGACCCUUUCCACCUCCACCACCUCCUUUGCCUACUGCACAUGAUUCUAGUCCUACAAAUUCAUAUGCAGUGCCAUUGCCGCCGCCGCCACCUCCUUCCCUGGAUUCAUCACUCAAGGAUAAUAACAAUCUUCCACAGACUGCUCCUGUUCCUCCUCCUCCUCCGGUUCUUUUUCCUAAGGUGCAUGUAGAAGUAAGUUCUGGUCACACACGGUCAGCAUCAAGUGGUAGUGCAGGGAACAAUCUGCCUGCUUCUCCAUCUCCACCCCCUCCUGUUGCUCCUCCACCUAAUAAAAGUUACCGACGGCUGUUGUCUAGUACUAUGACUUCAAGAAGCAAUUCAAAAAAGCUGAAGCCUUUGCAUUGGUUAAAAAUAAGUAAAACAGUCCGAGGAAGCUUUUGGGCCGAAAUUGAAAAAUGUAGCUAUGCCUCCAAGUCAUCGGUGAUUAAUAUGUCAGAACUUGAAUAUUUCUUCUCAGUUCAAAGUUUAGACCAAGCAGGUUCAGGAAGGAAUGGGAAUUCAAGGUCCAAAAUUGGGCAGAAGCCUCAGAAAGUGCAGCUGAUUGAUCAUAGACGGGCUUAUAAUUGUGAAAUCAUGCUUUCCAAGGUGAAGAUACCGCUGCACGACAUGCUGAGUUCUGUGCUAGCAUUGGAAGAUUCAGCAUUAGAUAUUGAUCAGGUUGAGAACCUGAUUAAGUUUUGCCCAACAAAGGAAGAAAUGGAGGUGCUCAAGGGUUAUAAAGGAGAUAAGGAGAUGCUGGGUAGAUGUGAACAGCAGUUUAUGUUAGAAUUGAUACAAGUCCCUCGAGUAGAGUCCAAGCUACGGGUUUUCUCAUUUAAGAUUCAGUUUCAGUCCCAGAUUUCGGACCUAAGGAACACUCUCAAUAUUGUGAAUUCAGCAGCUGAUCAGAUCAGAGGUUCAUCGAAAUUGAAAGGGAUUCUGCAGACAAUUCUGUUUUUGGGAAAUGCUCUCAACCAGGGAACUGCAAGAGGGUCUGCUGCUGGUUUCAAGUUGGAUAGCCUCCUUAAGCUAACUGAGACACGUUCGUCGAAUACUAAGAUGACUCUCAUGCAUUAUCUUUGUAAGAUACUUGCUGACAAAUCGCCUGAGCUACUUGAUUUUUCUAUAGAUCUUUCCAGCUUGGAACCUGCAUUGAAGAUACAACUGAAAUAUCUGGCAGAGGAAAUGCAAGCUGUUAGCAAAGGAAUGGAGAAAGUUAAACACGAACUGUCCAUGUCAGAAAGUGAUGGACCUGUGUCUGAGAAUUUCUGCAAGGCUCUGAAGGAGUUUCUGGGCUCUGCUGAAGGCGAAGUCGGGUCCUUAGCUCAGCUUUUUUCGGAUGUGGGCAGAAAUGUGGACUCGAUGAUUGUUUACUUUGGAGAAGAUCCAGCUCGCUAUCCAUUUGAACAAGUUGUCGCAACGUUUAUGAGCUUUCAAAGAAUGUUCAAUCAAGCACGAGAGGAAAAUCGCAAGCAGCUGGAAUUUGAGAGAAAGAAAGCAGAGAAGGAAGCUAGGGAGAAGCAGAAGACACGUGCUUCAAAUAAGAAAACUUGAAACUUUGAGCAUUCAGUGUAUAGUGCGAAUUGAUAUAGUCAUAUAUGAGCCCCUGGUUUUUGGUUCAACGGUAUAGGUAGUACCAACCGGGAGAUGUGUGGUAGGCGUAUAUCACGAGUUCGAGUCCUUCUGGGGAUCCAAGUCUGGUAUUUAAGCUGAGAAGGAUAUAAGGGCGGGCCCGUUAUCCACCAAGUUUCGGAAAUGGAGACAGCAGAUUUCUCAGCUAUCAAAAAGAAUAAAUGUUGUCAUACAUCAAUCACCAUAUGCUCCUGCAAACAUACAUUGUGGAUAUGUCUGCGGACAUCACAAAGCUUUCAAUGGACUGAAGCAAACUCCCUGAGCCUUUUCUCUUGUUUCAGCACUAUAGUGGAACUUGCAAAUAGUUGCAUAUCAUAGCAAAGCUUUCCUAAGAUUGAAGAUCGAUGAUGUAGCAUUAAUUAUGUUAGAUUGUCCCAUAUUGGUUGAGGAAAUUGACUGUUGUCUCCUUCAAUGGUGUUGGACAAUGAUCACCUUAUAGCUUUUGAGGUUAAGUUCGGCCCAAGGUUCAUUUUCUUAAAAUUGUCAAAGUGGAACAUACAAGUAUAGCCAAAUCAAGAUGAGAUGGGACGGUCGUUCAGAGGCUGUAGAGGGACUACCAUAGGAAAGCUCGCCUCCGCUAGCUAACAUAGAAAGAGAUUCCCCAUAGCAGUAGUCUCUAUGUGAAUCUCUUCCCGACCGGCAGACCGAAUCGGGGCACCACUUGGGAUGGUAAACAAGCUCUUUGAGCUUUUUCACAUGCUUUAGCACUACAUUUGAAGUUGUUCUACAUAGUAGUAUAGCUUCCCCUAGAUUGACGAUCCUAGGGGAGUGAGAAGUCAGUUCUACCUGGUGAAAGUAGACAAUUUUUGUGUGGAAAAGUUGGCAAUGCAUACUGUACUGUUAUCUAACAGAAUCUCUAGCAGGUAAGAUUACUUCCAAGAUGUGUCAAAUGUGAAUAUUCACCGGGGAAGAUGUAUAGAAAGAUUUUGGAGGAUAUGCUCAUAUAGCCGACCCCAACUUGUUUAUAGCCGACCCCAACUUGUUUAGUACUAAGAUGUAGUUGUUAUUGUUGUUGGCUAUUAGUUUUGUAUUUUUUGUAUUUUGUGUUUCAGUCUCUCGAUUCAAUUACCUUUUUGUCCCCAUGUUAUGACGGUCGUGCUCGUCUUGGACUUAGUUGUGCCCUUUGGGUCGGCCAGGCUCAUGAGAUGCCGAUGUCAAUGAGGAAUGCAGAAGCGGAGCCUUGUAGCAACGGUAAAGUUGUCUCCAUGUGACCUAUAAGUCACGGAUUCGAGUCGUGGAAGCAGUCACUAAAUUAGGGUAGGCUAUCUACAUCACACCCCUUGGGUGCAGUCCUCCUGCGGACCCUGCGUGAACGCGGGAUGCAUUUGUGCACCGGGCUGCCGCCUCUUUUGUCACCAUGGCUUUUUGUAAAUACAUUAUGUUAUUCAGGUCAUGUUCCUUUUAUAGCAAUAGAUCAAAUAUGCAUAUACAUGCAGUUGAAUA